Molecule: messenger RNA, 280 nt
Organism: Baudoinia panamericana UAMH 10762
Lineage: Eukaryota; Fungi; Ascomycota; Dothideomycetes; Mycosphaerellales; Teratosphaeriaceae
Exons: 1
Coding region: 11-172 (53 amino acids)
Source: RefSeq, a predicted model, not a curated record
AAACACCAACAUGCCGGAAGAGGCGAGGUGUUUCAUGCUUCACCUCCGUACCCGUCUGCGAUUAUGGUCACUGCUCAUAUCUGCAUUUGCCGGACAGGCUCGAUUGUCCAGAGUCCUCGCACUCGGAUCGAGGCGUCGCGAGAGCCUUCGCAGUGAAACAGAACGCAGGUAACUACACACAAAGUAUGUUGGCCGUGACGGUAAGAUUAAAGCCGUCAAUACCUCCCUCGAGCAGGAGGGAUAAAAGUGUUACAGGACGCCGCUUCCUCGCAUCUUCCAG